AUGCUGCCCACUUGGAUCCAGAAUGGACGACCAGUGACGGUUCGCGUCGCCGGUCGCCCAAUUACGAUCCACGCCCUUCCUCUUGUUCUCAUCGUCCUCGGACUGGUAUACCUCGUGUACCCCUCAAAAGCCCCAUCGUACGGCUAUCUGCCUCGACAGAACACAGACGAUACAUUAUGGGGUCUGCAUCGCACCAAGUCGCCGUUCCUCGUGCCGCCACGCGACAUCUUGCCCUUCCAUCACAAGCUCCCCCAAAUACCUGACAACUUCCCCGAGCCUGUCAAGCCCAAAACGUCGGGAAUGCGCGUGCCCAACUCGGUCCACUAUGUGUUCGGCUUCAAGGAUGUGGCAGAGGGCCAGAGCCCCGACGAGCUGCCGUACUAUGCCUACCUCGGCAUGCGCAGUGCCCUGCUCAACCUCCGCCCUACCAAGAUGUACUUCCACUACAAGCACCUCCCCACCGGACCGUGGUGGGAGCUCAUCAAGCCCCAUCUGACUUUGCGAGAGAUGGACCCGCCCGAGGAGAUCUUUGGGCACAAGAUCCACAAGUUUGCUCACAAGGCCGAUGUCGCGCGCAUGUACGCCAUGAAGCGCUCGGGCGGCAUCUACCUGGACAUUGACAUGUUUGUCGUCAAGCCAUUUGACGACUUGCUGUACUACCCUACUACGCUGGGUAUGGAGCUUGCGACCGACUCGAGCCGGUCCCCCUUGGACCCACAGGGUCUUUGCAACGCGGUGAUCAUCGCCGAGCCCGACUCGCCGUUUGUCGACCGCUGGAUUGCGGCGUACGAGUCGUUUGACCCCGAUGACUGGGCGUACCACAGUGUCGCCAAGCCGUGGCAGCUUGCGCGCGAGCACCCCGAGGAGAUCCAGGUGCUGAACGCGACCGCCUUCUUCUGGCCCAUGUGGCACGGUAACGAGGUCGAGAAGGUCCACGAGCGCGACGAGUACGACUUUAUCCGCAGCGGCCAGUACGCUUACCACGCCUGGGAGUCGCUGGCGAUGAAGUACCUCCGCGAGCUGUCGCCUCAUUCCAUCCGCACCGAGGACACGAGUUUCCACCGCCUUGUGCGGCCAUUCAUCGGUCCCGAGGACGACGAGACGUACCGCAAGUGGAAGCAGGGUGAGAAGUAG
This is a messenger RNA of Apiotrichum porosum, 1134 nucleotides long. RefSeq lists its product as uncharacterized. Lineage: Eukaryota; Fungi; Basidiomycota; Tremellomycetes; Trichosporonales; Trichosporonaceae. The record is from RefSeq and is a predicted model, not a curated record. The coding region runs from base 1 to 1134 and encodes 377 amino acids. The transcript has 6 exons.